ACGGACAAAUACAGUGACUGAUUUUGUAUUAACCGUAUGGUAUAUAAUUCAAAAUUUCACGUAUUUCAUAAAUAUGAUAUUUCUCUUGCAAUGCUUUAAGAAGUCGUGUGUUUUAAAUACAAUGUAAAUGGAUAUUCAAGGCUAGUAUAAUUGUCAAUGAAAAAAUUACAACAUGGCAGAGCAACAACAAUCACCUCCUGGUUUUAAACGUAUAUCUUUAGAUAAAAUUAUUGAAACUAUGACUGCCGAUUUAGAAAGUUCUAAUGGUCAUUACCUCCAGUUUGGUGUAAAUACACAACAAACUACAUCUCAUAAUUGGGGAGAUUAUUCUUCAAGCCAGGCAAGGCAUUAUAUUAGUAAUCAGUCUCCGCAUUCUAAUUCAUCUGCAAUGCAAUCAAUGACUCCAAUGAGUAAUCUGUACAUGCAAGAUAUGUCAAAUUAUGAUUCUACAACAGAAUCAAUUUAUUUUCCAUCUCAAACAGUAAAUCAUUUAGGUAUAAAUGAAAAUAAUGACUUAAUUGGUACAAUAGAUGUUGGAGGAGGCAAUUACAUUAAUGUAAUAUAUGGAAAUGCUUCUCAAAUCAUGGCAGAGCAAUGUCAGCUUUCAAACAUAACAUCGUACAGAAAUCAAAACAUAAUUGAUCGAGAAUAUGGUCUUUUUAAUGAUAGACACAUUACAGUACCAUCUGAUUUGCCAACACAGAACUUCAAUGGCAAACAGUUAAUUGAUAAUUUAGUUGGUAAUUGGGUACCAAAUCAGUCUGGUACAUACAGUCCCUUUGGUAUCUCUCCAAAUGUAACACCAUUACCACAAUCAGCUACGGAUGUCAGAGGACCCGAGGAAUUGCCUAGAAGUUCUACAGAUAUUCAACAUAAGAAGCCUCGUGCAAUAGCAGAAGUAAAACCUAUGCGACCAUCUUAUUCAGAUGUAUUAACAAAAUCUGCUCCUACUCCACCAUCUCCUUUAACAGUUCAAUCUAUGAAACCAAAACCUGAAUCUGUAAACAAAAAGAUUUCUAAUAAAAGCUCAAAAAAUAAAUCCAAAUCUGCAGUGUUAAAGAGACAAAAUUCGUCUGGAAGUGAUGACCAUUAUUCUCCAAAACUACAAGUACCACGAAAAGUUUUAGAGAAAAAUAAUUCAACCCUUCCAAGACGCUGGGUAUCAUUAGACAAUCUUGGUCUGCAAACUGAAUCUCAAGAAAUAAAUACAUUUGACAGAUCUAAUCAAUUCGAAAAGAAAAAGAUUUCUAAACCUUUUAAGAAACCAGAAAAGGGAGAGACACUUAAUAAUUCAAAAAUUCAAAAUAGUAAUCCUAAAUUGGUUGGAAAUAUUCCAAAACGACCUAUACAAAUAAAUAAUAAUUUGAACACAAUAAAUACUUCCAGUCAAACUGUUUCUCCUGAUAAAAUUGAAAAAAAUCAACAAGUUGUAAAUAAAACAUGUAAAGAAGAAAAGAAAAUUACUAAGGAAAAGAAUGUUAAACGUUUUCAAGCUGAAAAAGCACAGCAAAUUAAAAAAGCUCAAAGAAACCGCAGAAGAGAGAAUCGAGAAUCUCCAGUGAAAGAUUUAUGUAAAAAUUUAAAUAAGUAUGCCAGUCGUUGGUAUAAAAUUGGAUUAAAAAUAUUUUAUUGGUUACUACACUUAGUAUCUGAUGUAGUUAGUAUGAGUGCCAAUCUUAUUAUUCAACUUGGUAAAUGUGGAUGGUAUUAUACCAUACUGUAUUUAAAAUACUCAUGGGUCUAUUUAGCUAUGACAUUUUCAAAAAUUCGUAUAUUGAAUUCUAUUGGUAGACAAUUAGAUAAUUGGUUUGGAAAUAGUAAGUUUGCAUUUUGGCAUAAAAUAAAAGCUAAAAGCGAAGAGAAAGAAGAAAACAGUAACUGGAUACGUGGUAGUCUUGAAACAAAUAUUGCAUUACCUACUACUAGUGAAGAAGCUAUGAAAAGAUUAUUAGCUUGUAAAGGAAAGGAUCCGUAUAGUAUACUCGGGGUCACACCAACGUGUUCAGAUGAUGAUAUUAAAAAGUAUUACAAGAGACAAGCUUUCUUAGUUCAUCCUGACAAAAAUAAUCAGCCAGGUGCAGAGGAGGCAUUCAAAAUACUUGUACACGCGUUUGACAUAAUUGGCGAACCGGAACGCAGACAAGCAUUUGAUCAAACUAGACAAGUAGAAGCAGCUUGGGGUGAAUUAAGCGAUUUACUCUCUCAACUUCACAGAAAGAUGGAACAAGCAGCAAAUACAAUAAGGUGCACGAACUGUGGUUUGAGGCACAAAAGAAUUCCUACGCAACGUCCUUGUUACGCAGCGCGAUUUUGUGCUCAGUGUAAAAUACGUCACAGUGCAAAAGAAGGUGACAUUUGGGCAGAGUCUCGUUUAAUGGGUUUCCUUUGGCAUUAUUAUGCUUGCAUGGAAGGUGCAGUAUAUGAUGUCACAGAUUGGGCAGCUUGUCAAGCUGGUAAUUUAAAACAUCUAAGAGCAAAUACACAUAGCAUUCAGUAUAGAAUUGUUCUGGGCCAGCGACCACCAUCGCAAGCAGCCAACAGUGGUAAAAAGCGUCAACAAAUAGAUCCGAACACGAGUGAAGCAGAUUUCGAAGAUUUUUUAAAUAAUUUGUACAACCAUAGUAAAUCCGGAACUUCAAGCGCACCAGGAGAUCAAAACUCCUUUAGGGAUUGUAAGCGACGUAAAGCUAGACGUAAGAAGUAA
This is a messenger RNA of Dufourea novaeangliae, 2704 nucleotides long. Its product is annotated as dnaJ homolog dnj-5. The transcript is spliced from 6 exons. Gene Ontology annotation, molecular function: dopamine receptor binding. NCBI's taxonomy places the organism in Eukaryota, Metazoa, Arthropoda, Insecta, Hymenoptera, Halictidae. The coding region runs from base 173 to 2704 and encodes 843 amino acids. The record is from RefSeq and is a predicted model, not a curated record.